AUGCCAGCCACACCAGCACUUAGAACGCUUCUCAUCCGAGAGGAUAGAGUCGCUCCAGCUCCUGUUUCCACCGCGACACUCGCCCCCGGACAAAUCCCCAACCACCCUUGGGUCACCUUCGGAGGUGAAACUCUCGCACUCUCCAUCAACCUUGCCCAGAAGAAGUUUCCCACAGACACCCAGGUUCAAGACUUCCACCGCAUCGUCGCACUCUACUCGGUUUUCACUAAAACCUGCUUGGUCUCAGUAACACUUCCCGGAUACCGCUCCGACGUCGAGAAGUCUAACCACAGCCACGUCUUCUUCAAUCUCGUCACAGCCAUCAACCAGUUCUCUCGCCUCGCCCGCUGCGAAGUCGUCUUUCGCAUGCCGAACGAAAACUUCACGCAGCUCACCAACGCUUGCCACUUCUACCGCCUCAGCUUCAAACAAUGGAAAUUGUUUAGCAAGGUCGGAUCUCAGGAAGUCGCACAGAUCACAGUUGGAUCGAGAAUGGAGCGCAGAUUGAAUGGUUGGUUCCGAGCCAACCUCGCCGGUUCUCCUUGA
Botrytis byssoidea is the source of this 546-nucleotide messenger RNA. RefSeq lists its product as uncharacterized. The transcript has a single exon. Bases 1 to 546 code for a protein of 181 amino acids. NCBI's taxonomy places the organism in Eukaryota, Fungi, Ascomycota, Leotiomycetes, Helotiales, Sclerotiniaceae. The record is from RefSeq and is a predicted model, not a curated record.